AUCUUGUGAGCAUUUGUGUUGCUAUCGGGGACACAGUCGACAAGCAGAGGCCAGGGUGUGACGCGAUAAUGCAGGCCUCGCUGCGCACUACCUCCGGACGUCAGGCUCUGCACCUUCGCCGCUGCUUCUCCGCGGCCACGCCAGUUGCUGGCCGGCCCCGCACCAUGGCCACCGCCGCCGCUGCCGGUGACAAACUGCCGCCGCUCGUGAGCCCCGAGUGGCUUGCGGAGAGGCUGUCCGACCCGUGGGUGCGCGUGUUGGACUGCUGCUGGUACAUGCCGGUGCACGGCCGCAACAACCACGCCGACUUCCGCGCCAACCGCCUGCCGGGCGCGCGCUUCUUCGACAUAGACGGCGUGGCCGCAGACGCCGCCACCGCCCGGGGGCUGCCGCACAUGCUGCCGUCAGAGCAGGGUUUUGCCGCCGCCAUGGACGCCCUGGGCAUCACCAAUGACACCACCGUGGUUCUGUACGACCACCUGGGGGUGUUCAGUGCGCCCCGCGUGUGGUGGACGUUCAAGGUGUUUGGGCAUGACAAGGUGGCAGUGCUGCAGGGCGGCCUGCCGGCCUGGCGCGCCGCCGGCCUCCCGCUGGACACCUCGCCGCCGCCCAGUGACAGCCACAUGUUCGCAGCCAGCGCCGCAUGCGCCGCGCCGCCGGCGGCAGGCAGCGCCUACAAGGCCCGCCUGGACAAGAGCAAGGUCCGCUCCAUUGAUGACAUGCUCGCCAACAUCACCACCCGGCGGGAGCAGGUCAUGGACGCGCGCAGCGGCGGCCGCUUCGUGGGCACAGAGCCCGAGCCGCGGCCGGGACUGCGCGGCGGCCACAUCCCGGGCGCCCGCUCGCUGCCCUUCCCCACGCUGCUCGAGGGCGGCGCCUACAAGCCCGCGCCCGCCCUGGCCGCCGCCUUCGCCGCCGCCGGCCUGGACCCCUCCCAGCCGGUUGUGGGCAGCUGCGGCAGUGGGCUGACGGCGUGCAUCCUGGCGCUGGCGCUGUACCAGGUCAACGGCAGCCUGGCUGCUGUGUACGACGGGUCUUGGAGCGAGUACGGCGGCCGUGAGGACGUCCCCGUCAGCACACUGCCCGUGGACCCCUAGGGGACCCCCCAGCGGUGGCGGCGGCGCUGCAUCGGGCGGCACUGCAUCGGGCGGCGUGAUGCUGCCGCCACCUGGGAGUGUGAGGCAGGGGGACUGUAGUCGGCAUCCCCAGGGAGGGAGCGGGGCGCAUGGAGGCUGCUGCCGAGGUGCAGCCAGCUCGGCAGAAGGUAGCGUGAACUACCCGCUACGGCGUGCAUGGGGAUGCUUGCGGUCAUUUGCCAUCGAUCAGGGCAGAGGGCCAUGGCCGUCGCUGAGUCACCAUUGUUUCGUGCGGUUGUGGACGUGAGCUGAGCUGGAUGCUGUGUGAGCUGUGUGAGGGGCGGCCCGUCCAGGCGUCAGGGCAGGCGUGUAGGUGUAGGGAGGAGCGAAGGAGCUGGCGGGACGCCUGGAUAACGACGAAGCUGGAGGCCGGGCGGGCGGUGUAGUGUCCAACCAAACGCCGCGCCGUACAUACGAUGCCUUCUCCAAUACGCAUUUUAGUUCAUCUACGUUGAUGAUACUUUUGG
Chlamydomonas reinhardtii is the source of this 1603-nucleotide messenger RNA. RefSeq lists its product as uncharacterized. Gene Ontology annotation, cellular component: mitochondrion. Gene Ontology annotation, molecular function: thiosulfate-cyanide sulfurtransferase activity. Lineage: Eukaryota; Viridiplantae; Chlorophyta; Chlorophyceae; Chlamydomonadales; Chlamydomonadaceae. Gene Ontology annotation, biological process: transsulfuration. The coding region runs from base 69 to 1097 and encodes 342 amino acids. The record is from RefSeq and is a predicted model, not a curated record. The transcript is spliced from 8 exons.